Messenger RNA from Fusarium sp. VM40, 1548 nucleotides. The record is from the annotation of a GenBank genome assembly. NCBI's taxonomy places the organism in Eukaryota, Fungi, Ascomycota, Sordariomycetes, Hypocreales, Nectriaceae.
AUGUCUUCAACUCAGGGCCUCGUCAAUCCCAUAUUGCAUCCUUUCAUUUUCCUCUUCCAGAUCUUUCAAUGGCUGACGGACAAGCUUCUCUCGCCUAAGCCUCCGGGUGAAAAUGCGAGACUUGGGCAUAAUCGUCCUAAAAUCGCUGUGAUCGGUGCAGGAAUCACGGGUGUAACUUCGGCUGCUCAUUGUAUCGGACAUGGCUUCGAUGUUGUUAUUUUCGAGGCUGGUACCAAGGAUAACGUCGGCGGUAUCUGGAGUAGAGUCAAUGAGACGUCUGGCCUUCAAAUCCAUUCAGUCAUGUAUCGUUUCCAUCCUUCUGUUCAAUGGAAUCGUGGCUAUCCCAACCGUCAGCAGAUCCUCAGCCAGGUUCGCCAGCUCUGGGAACGCUACGGGCUCAAAGAGAGAACUCGCUUCAACACGAAGAUUGAUCGAGUUUAUCAAGAUGAACAAGGAAGGUGGAUUGUCAACGACCCUUCUAUGGGACGCUUCGGUGGUGUUAUUGCUGCCGUGGGUACUUGCGGUGCGCCCAAGAUGCCCAAGAUUCCUGGCAUGGACAACUUCAACGGUCCUAUCUACCACUCCAGUGAAUUGACUGGAAAAGAUGUCAAGGGUAAGAAGAUGGUCAUCAUCGGGGGAGGUGCCUCUGCAGUUGAAGCACUUGAGUUUGCCUUCUCCGAAGAUGCCGCCAAAGCAACCAUUCUCUCUCGCUCAGAGAAGUGGAUAAUACCACGCAACAUAGUAGUCGACACUCUUCUCAGCUUUAACAUCUUCGGCCAGGAGACAAUCCUAUCGUUUAUCCCUGAGUUCCUCCUCCGCAAGUUCUUCUACAAAGACCUUGAGAACAUUGCACCUGACAAGAGCCACGGAUUAUUCACUGAGACACCUAUGGUCAACUCAGAUAUCAUGGAAAAGCUCCGCGAGGGCAAGGCUGAAUGGAUCCGUUGCGAUAUCGAUGACAUUGUCGAUCGUGGAAUCCUCGUCAAUCGACGUGCCAAGGGUGUUCCUCAGGGUGGUCCAGGCCAUGAAGAAGUCAUCGACGCUGACAUUGUCGUAAUGGCAACCGGUUUCAAAAGGCCUUCUCUAUCAUUCCUGCCCAACGACUGUUUCCAAGAGCCUUACCCGCCGCCAAACUGGUAUCUCCAGACCUUCCCGCCCGCUCACCCUUCCGUCUCAGCCAUCAACUGCACAUACGUCAACGCCAUCGGCAGCGUGGGCAACUGGCACAUCGGUAUCUACACGCGAAUCCUCCUCAUGUUUCUCAUGGACCCUUUUUCGCGUCCCAGUCCGUUCUGGAUGCAGCGUUGGAUUGACAUGACCAAGGCGCUCAAGACUACCAGCCCAACUGGCGCUUUUGACUUCUUUACGUAUCUGGAGCUUGUCUGGUGGUUCUUCUUCUGUGUUGUUAUUAAUCCUUUCCGAUGGAAGUGGGCCAUCUUUGUGUUCUUUGGUGUCGGUUUUGGACUGCCCAAGGCUGUUGUUCACCAGGAGGAGAGAAUCACGAACGGCAAUGGGUAUCAUUCAAGGGAUGAAGGUAGAAGCCUCUAG